AAGAACAUUCAUCUUCUCCAUUGUCUCUCAGCUUGAGCUUCUCUCUCAUACGAAAGAACUCAAGCUUCAAAACUUUAAUAUCGUUAAUACGCCGCCGUUUUUCACUCUUAAAUUCAUAUCGUCAUCAUCUUACCAUCCUUAACAAAAUGCAAGCCGCUACGUCGUGUGAUCUCAAGUUCCGAUCAACAAAUCUGACGGCUAAUACUGCACGUCCCACCAACGCGAUGUCAAAGCGCGUGUUGAACGUCAAGUGCGGUUACAGGUCGGAGCCGUUCAGUUUCCGCAACGGCGUCUCCGUGAGCCGAGCAGAUUGGCAAAGCUCAUGCGCCAUUUUAUCAAGCAAAGUUGCCUCUGUUGAAGAUCCCGGUGGUUUCGCCGCCGUUGAUGCUCACAAGAACGGCUCCGUCGAUCUCAGCCUCGUUCCCGUCGAGACAACAACCAACGGAAAAUUAUCACAGGCUCAACCGCUAACGAUCACCGACCUAUCUCCGGCUCCGUUGCACGGUUCUAACCUCCGAGUAGCUUAUCAAGGAGUUCCCGGAGCUUACUCGGAAGCAGCCGCCGGAAAAGCAUAUCCAAAUUGCGAAGCCAUUCCGUGCGACCAAUUCGACGUCGCGUUUCAGGCGGUCGAGCUUUGGAUCGCCGACAGAGCCGUCCUUCCCGUGGAGAAUUCCCUCGGCGGUUCGAUUCACCGGAACUACGAUCUCCUCCUCCGCCACCGUCUCCACAUCGUCGGCGAAGUUCAGAUCCCGGUCCACCACUGUCUCCUCGCGCUUCCGGGUGUCCGAACGGACUGCGUGUCGCGAGUUAUAUCUCACCCGCAGGCGCUGGCUCAGACGGAAAGAUCACUCGACAGACUCACCCCACGCGCGGCGCGUGAGGCCUUCCACGAUACGGCGGCUGCGGCAGAGUAUAUAUCCGCUAACGGCCUCCACGACACUGCGGCUGUGGCGAGCGCGCGCGCCGCUGAGCUCUACAGCCUCCAGAUUUUAGCCGACGGGAUCCAAGACGACACAGGGAACGUCACGCGGUUCCUGAUGUUGGCGCGUGAACCAAUCAUACCGCGCACGGACAGGCCUUUUAAAACUAGCAUCGUCUUUGCGGCUCAGGAACACAAAGGAACCAGUGUCCUCUUCAAAGUCCUCUCGGCCUUCGCUUUCCGAAACAUCAGCUUGACCAAGAUCGAGUCGCGGCCGCACCACAACCGCCCUCUCAGGGUUGUCGGAGACGGGAGCUUCGGGACGGCGAAGAACUUUGAGUAUAUGUUCUACGUUGAUUUCGAGGCGUCCAUGGCGGAAACGCGUGCACAGAACGCGCUUUCAGAGGUUCAGGAGUACACGUCGUUCCUAAGGGUGCUGGGAAGUUACCCCAUGGAUGUUACGCCAUGGUCCAUGUCACCCACCGAAGAUGCAUGAUUCAUCGAACAUAAACUAAACGCACCCACAUACGUUUAUUUAAUUAUAAUGUUUUUUGUGUGAAAACUGUAAUAUAUCACUGAAAUAUUAAACGAACAUUUAGAUUUUGUUA
This is a messenger RNA of Raphanus sativus (radish), 1527 nucleotides long. RefSeq names its product arogenate dehydratase 4, chloroplastic. Lineage: Eukaryota; Viridiplantae; Streptophyta; Magnoliopsida; Brassicales; Brassicaceae. The record is from RefSeq and is a predicted model, not a curated record. Gene Ontology annotation, biological process: L-phenylalanine biosynthetic process. Gene Ontology annotation, molecular function: prephenate dehydratase activity; arogenate dehydratase activity. The transcript has a single exon. Bases 147 to 1415 code for a protein of 422 amino acids. Gene Ontology annotation, cellular component: chloroplast; cytoplasm.